UACAAUGAAGAAACAGAGAAGGAAGCUAAAGAAGCAGCUAAAACAGCUAUGUUGGAAGCACUGGAAGCAAAAUGGCAGAUUUUGCGACAAGGAAAACAGGAUUGGGCGAAGUCAUCAUGGUUUUCAUACGGUACUUCCAUGGCAACUAAUAUCUUAGAAAAUAUACAGUUGAAUGUUAAAAACGUCCAUGUUCGAUAUGAGGAUAAGAGAUUAAACCCUGAGACACCAUUCGCGUUUGGUAUUGUUAUUGAUAAUCUGAGUGCACAGUCUACAGAUCACAACUGGGAAGCCAUGCAGAAGAACAUGUCUAAGGAUCAUCAUGAUUAUAUUUUAAAACCAAUCAGUGCCUCAGCGAGAGUGAAACGUUACACGUCUGCCCUGCCAUUACGUUCCUCCUCCAUUCCUAGGAUAUCAGUCGAUUUCAUCCUAGAAGCCAUCCAUUUUACUCUCAGUCAGGACCAGUUUAAAUUCCUCGGAUUGUGGAAUCGGGAAUUCGAACGACAUAAUCGACGACGGAAAUAUCGUAAAAACAGACCAGAUUGUACGGUUAAACAAAGCUGUAAGAAAUGGUGGAGGUUUGCUAUUGGAUGUUAUUUAAAUGAGAUCAGUGAGAACAAUCAACGAAGAACAUGGAAAUUUAUUCUGUAUAGAAGUCGUAUGCUGGUAGAUUAUUAUGAUUGUUAUUUAUCUCAUCUGCUAGAAGGAGGAACCAAUCACGAUAACGAGUAUCAUAAAACUAAGAUAGAAAAGGAGUUGGAUUAUGAAGAAUUAAAAAUAGUACGAGAAUUAGUUUUAUCAAAAUUACAAUCAGAAAACAGACUUACUAGUGUACAGUCUUUUAGUUCAACAUCAUCGAAGAAAUCUUCUGAGACAGAAGUGAGUAAAGUGACAAGUAAGUCGUCUGAAUCUCAACCUGGUUUGUUUCAAAGUUGGUUUCCAGGAUGGGGUGGAUGGUACCAGACAUCAUCACCCCAGCAACCAGCAGACAUCAGCCAAUCACAGACUGACACAUCAUCGUCACCUCCGCCAGAAAAAACAACUGCAGCCGAACAACUGCCAACAGAAAUUGAGAGAGAAAUAAUGGACGUCAUCCAAGAUUCCACUGAAAAUAGUUCCUUCUUGCGUAAGGAUACAAUAUUUGCCAGGAUGAAAUUCACGUUAAAUAAAGGAUCAUUCUGUUUGCUGGAAAAUAAUAAAAGUCAAAUUGACAAGAAGAAGUCUGUGGCUGAUUUGCAAUGUUCCACAAUCACAAUGGAAUUUGAAUCCAGACCUCGUACCAGUGCCAUGAAAUUCUCCCUGGCAGUACAAGGUCUUCAGUUACAGGAUUCCUAUAACAAUUUCAAGUCAUUUCCAUAUCUUAUUAUACCCCAGACACAGGCAUCAUUCCCUCGGUCUCCACCACACGUCAUCUCCCAGAAAUCAGACCUCCCAGAUCCAGGUGGUACCACACAAUCAGAAGAUCCUCCAUUCUGUCAGCUUGUCUUUGAGAAAAAUCCUGUUACACAUUUCCAUAGAUAUAGGAUCUCAGUGAGAACUAGAGCUAUUGAUAUUAUUUAUAAUCCGUCACUACUCAAUAAAAUUAAGGAGUUCUUCACCUUGCCAUCUUCUGGUAUCUAUAAACGUUCUGAAGGAACAAAAAGUAAAUUGAGAGAAUUAAAGAAACAGACCCAAGAUGAACUUCAGAAAACUUUAACCCAAUUUCUAGAGUCCAAUCAGGGGAAAAGUAAAGCAAGAUGGGAUGUGAAUUUUGACAUCUCGGCCCCGAAGUUUAUAAUACCAGAAAAUUUGUCAGAUCCAAACAGUGUUAUGGUCGUGUUAGAUCUGGGGAAUUUCAAAUUACGAACUUUUUUAUCUCAACCAAUCAAAACUCCGACUUCACCACGACUAGACGAGGAUGUGAACGAGGAUGAUUUCCAUACGCCGCUGUCUACUCCUCCUAAUGAACCAGAAGAUAUUGAUGGACGUUCUGUUUCUAGUACAACUCUACCAAGUAUCAGUCCUACCACCAGCUUCUCUUCCGAUUCACUACAUGAUCAUUUUUACGAGAGAUAUAUUGUAGAUCUAACUGAUCUUCAAGUUUUACAAGGUCACAGUGAUAACAGCUGGAGAUACGCCUAUUCUAAAGGAACCAGUUCCAUGCACGUUAUUGAUAAAUUUACUAUUUCACUACAGUUGGAAAGAGCUACGGAGGAGAGAUGGGGGAAAAGUGAAGAUACUUUGGUUGAUUCUAAGUUGAUCAUGUUACGAUUUUUUAUCAAUAAAUUAUCAUUGGAGAUGCAGAGUCGAGGUCGAGCGUUAGUAGAGCUACAAGUUACCGGAGUCGAGGCGAACCUUUCUCAUAAAAAACUAAAUACCUCCCUAGCCUUAACAGUUCACAGUUUAUUAAUUGUGGACGCACUACAGAGUUAUGGUCCUGAUUUUGAGCUGUUAGUAGCCUCUCAUAAAAAUCUGGUGUUAGACAGUCAGAGUGGUUGUAUCAGAGGCUCGAACCCUGUAUCACCAAGUUCCCCACAGUCACCUCACUCCCCUUGUGACAACCAGUCAGCACACAGUUUUCACGCCAUACAAGAUGUUUUAACUCAAGCGUUUAAUAAAGUUUCUACCACCCCGAGAUUACCAAUCCAUCGUGAACCGUCAGAUAGUAAUAUAUUACUAGUAGAUAAAAACAGUAAAUCCGAAGCUCUGAUAUCGUUAGAAUUCGAGGUGAUCAAAUCAGAACGUCCAGAUAGUUCUCUUCAAACUGACAUGCAGAUUUUAAAUUUACAGUUUAAUAGCCUGGAUCUCAUUGCCAAUCAAGAAACUUUGGUAGAAUUGAUAAGUUUUGUAAAAAGAUCAACUCAACCUGCUACACGACAUCCAUCAAACACCAGACCUAGUUUACACCGACAGGAAACGUCUAGUAAAAUGGACAAUAAUGAGCAGAAAAAGGUACAGGGUCACCAUCUGUUUGACCAAUCAUACCUUAGUCUCAGAUACAGAAAUUUUUUAGCUAAGCCAGAGAGUAACCUACAUGUUAACGCUGAUUUCUCCCGUCUGAAUAUUCUUCUUCCCAGAUUCCUCGAGGAAAAUGGACUCAAAGUUGGUCAUAAAAUAGCCACGGCUACAAUGUCUACAGCUAAAGUGGAGGCUGUUUUUGGUGAUGAGUGGCAGAUACAAGGAGCAUUAGGAGGUUUACAUUUAUCCGAUGUUACCACGGACGGGUCUCGUUUUCGUCAAGUCUUUAGUAUUGGAGAUUUCAACCCCUCAUCAGUAGCAAAUGGAAUGUUCCGUACAGCAACAGACGACAAAAUAUUCAGUCCAGAGACAAUUUCACCAAAAAACGCGUGUUCAUUUACAAUUACUAAAUCGGUGAAAAAACAACCACAUUUAAAUGAAGCAGGAAACAAAACUACAGACAUCAUUUGUGCAAAAUUUGAAAUGGCGUCCGUUUGUUACACUCAUUGUCCCAAAUUUUUGGACCGUCUGGCCAAUUGUUUGUCUGCUUUUCACGACUAUAUGACUGUCGUGGCCAAUUCUUUAAAAUAUGCGGCUAAAGAAGUGGCGUAUGGUUUAGUUGGAGGUAGGGGAGAUAAUCUAGACAUGACCGGUACUAGUUUUACGCGUAGGGAUAUCUCUCUGUCAGAAAUGACAGGAAUUCUGUUAGAAGAAGGAGAAGGUCUGGUUGCCGAGGAACAAAAUAUGUCUGUGAUAAAAAUCGUGGCAAAAAUGGAAACACCGAUUAUAGUUGUUCCACGAGCCCCGAACAGUUCGCAUGUGUUUCUGGCACACCUUGGACAAGUGAAUAUCACAAACUAUCCUGAAGAUCCUGACUGUUGCCUUAGUUACGAAGAUUUGACGGCACCGACAGAUAAAAUCCAUGUUUCGUUGAUGAAUAUGAACUGUUAUUCUGCUGAUUUGGAAAAACUGGGAAUUCUAAAACCGUUGGGAACACAUUUAUCACAGGAGAUCAGUGAAAGGUCUUUUUAUUCCUUAUUAUCACAAGAACGUGGAAUCCCGAUCAUUUACGACACCGCCGUGGACCUCAUUGUCACUCAGGAAAGUGCAGAAGUCAACUACAUCAACCCAAAAGUUGAAGGAGAUGCUGACAUCACCGUAAAUCUGAAUGAUAGUGUUUCCAUGGCAACAACUAACAGUAUUAUUGACAUUAGCGCUAAAAUCAAAUCACCAAUUAAAGUUGUACUGUGUAAAGAGGUUUAUGAACAAUUUCUACAAACUCUGGAUAAUCUGGCCUAUACUGAGGAGGUAGUCAAAACUUCCAGUAACACCAAUCAAGGUUGUCCUUCAACGUCUGAGUCUGAGGCUUCAAUGACGAGUCCGUUGUUAUCCCAGAGUUCAUCAGAAACAGAACAGAAACAAGUGGAGAAAUAUGUAGCGAAACAUUUCCGAUUUGAGGUGCCGUUAUUCGAGGCAGAGUUACGUGGAGAUUUUGGUGACGGGGAACAAGGUGUGGCCAAUUUAAAACUUCACGAUUUUUCUCUCAAGUUUAAAAAAGAUAACGAUCACCUGACUAAUAUUGAGUUCCGACUGAGGUCCUUAACAAUGGAGGAUUUAUUGGAAAAUGAAGAUUCUUUAUAUCGACAUAUCAUGGUGUCUAGAAACUCGUCCAGAACAUUCGAAUCAAAACAAACAUUUUUAUCCACUUCCUGUCCCGAUAGCACCAUAGUUACACCAAUACCCACAAUGCCUUCUUCGUUGCCAAGUAGUUUUAAAGAUGAUCCAGGACUUGGUGCUUUCAAGCCGUCUGCAACUAAACCAUCAAAUCAGUCCAGGAUUCCUUAUGGACGUUCUCAAAGCGCUAAAGCGUCAAUCUACCCAUGUACCCCACCCCCCUCGCCCCUGGGUACAGACACACCCCAGCAGACGUCUAUAGAAUCUGAUGAUUUAGUGUAUAUAGAUUUUAUACUGGUUGAUAAAAACUCACCUCAGUACAUAGAGAAAUAUAACAAGACCAACCGUUUUAUUGAUAUCAAAUUUCGAUGUUUAGAAACAACAAUCAAUCUACAGACGUGGGUGGUAUUAUUAGAUUUUCUCGGUCUGGGAGCCAAAAUAUCAGAUAUAUCUUCUGAAGAUCAACUGUUAGAUUCUCUCAUCACCAAAACAGUAACAGAAGCUGAACCAGUUAAUUCUAAGAUUAAUUUUAGCGUGGAAAGUUUUACACUGGUGUUAAAUAAGAAGGAUUACGAGCUAGCCAGGGCCAAUAUCACUUAUCUUAAUACUAAUAUAGAACAACGGAAUGGUAAUCUCGGGGCUCAAGGUGAACUAGGUAGUCUUUCGUUGUUAGAUAAUUCACCAAGUGGAGAGUUAUACCAGGAGAAAUUUAUAUCAGUGGGAAAACAAGCUCUACAGUUUGAUUUCUUCAAACAUGGUGUACCAGAUUAUAAUCUACAGAGAGAGUAUGAUGUGUAUUUAACAUUAAACAUGGCGUCAGUAAGAUAUACUCAUACUAACAGAUUCUCAACUGAAAUACUAGCCUUCUGUCAACAUUUCCUACAACUACAGGACGUACUGGGUAGAAUGAGAGCCGCCUCCGCUGGUAAACUAAUAACUGAUAAAGCAAUGAGAGGAGCUAGAAUAAAACUAGAAAUUGAUGCUGGAUCUCCAAUCUUAUUGAUACCUCAAAGCUCUAAAACAGACAGUAUCCUGGUGGCUGAUCUCGGUAAAUUACGAUUAACUAAUUGUUUUAAACACGACAGUACGCCAGGCACAAUUACCUUCCUCAGACGAAUAGAAGAAGAACAUAAAAUGGCUGAAUUAUUAGCGAAAGUGGCGACAUCAACUCCGAAAAAGAAAGAAGAUCCAGUUGUUAAUGAAAUGAAUGAGUCGAUGUAUUCCCAGUAUCUUCCUAAACCAGAGAUAGAUCCCAUGUCAGCCAGUAUUAUUGGUAGUUUAGAUAGAGAUGCUCGGGAAGAUGAAGAAUAUUUUGAGGUUAGUAAAGAUCAGUCAUCAAUGGCAUUUCUAUUGGAUAAGGAGAGUCUACCAAUAGGAACGAGUAUUGACCCAUUAACUCCACCCCCUGGUUCUACCAACCAAUCACCAAGCUCGCCACUACCAGGUGUAUUUACUGACACUCCAGACUCUCAGUAUCAAUGUUUACUAGACAUAAUGAAAAUCACACUGACUGACAUGGAUCUAUACACAGCAAAACGAGUUAAUAAAAAAUAUUACAAAGAGAAAGAAUCGACACGAGUUUUAGAGUUUCCCUCCUGUAUUGUACAAGAAGAGAAUGGUCGUCUGCUAGAAGAGACGUGUAUACUAGAAUUAGAUGUAGAACGUAAUUUAGAGGGAGAUAUCAGUCAUACGGCCCCCGAUUGGAGAGUAGCCGGUAAAUUAUCAUCCGUUGUAUGUCACCUUGACCUUCAGCAAUAUAAACUAGUUCGUGGCAUCUUGGAUCAUAAUCUAGGGGAGAAAAUCGAAGAGUUUGAACGACCACUGAUGUCUCAUCUUAAAGAUCCCAGCAUUCAGACUAUCUUAUCAGGAGAGGUGUAUAAUUGUAUUAAUAUGGUGUUUGAUUUACGGAAUGUAACAGUCGAGUUGCUGCAAUCACAUCACCUCAGUGUGGAAUCACCUGAAGUUUCCCUAGCCAAACUAGAUUUUAUCCAAUCACAACUGACCUACACCAGUUCUUCCAACCAAUCAAAAGAUAUCAGUUUAUGGUCACAUGCUAUAGUCGUCUCAGACACCAGAUAUAAAAAAGAACCAAUGAACUCCAGGCCGAAUGUUUUUGUGAAUAUUUUACAACCGAAAGGUGAAUCUGAUAAAACUGAGUUACAAUUAGAAUUAAACUUUCGUUCUACGAAGGAAUCAACUCAGUUUACUGUGCUCUUAAAUAAGAUGAAGAUUAUGUGUAUAUUUGAUUGGUUGGUUUGUGUCCAGGAAUUUUUAAUGACCAGUCCAGAUAAUCCCUUUGUUUCAGUUAACCUCAGUUAUAAUUUAACCUCAGUUAUAAUGUUUAAACCUCAAGCUAGUGAUAAAUUAACCUCAGUUAUAAUGUAUAAACCUCAAGCUAGUGAUAAAUUAACCUCAGUUAUAAUGUAUAAACCUCAAGCUAGUGAUAAAGUAUUAACAUGUGAUAUUUCUACCGUCGAGGUGUUUUCCUGCUGUUUGAUGGCGCAGGAUGAAACGGCUCAGUCUAUCGUCGACCCACUGGCGAUAUCAGUUGACCUGAACGCAAACCCUCCGUUAAACCUACGGCCAUCUUUAUCAGAGGGGUUACUGGAUGUCACUAGAGUUAUGCAACGUAGACUUGUUUUACAAAUCAAUUUUGGUAUUUUAAAUAUUCGAGUUUCCUAUCAGGAUAUGAUGCUGUUUAAAUCUAUCAUGAAUUCUCUACCACAGCAAGCUCUACAGGCUAAACAAUCUUCUAGUUGUACUAAAAUAGAUGUCCAUUCUUCUAACAGUGAUGUACAACACUUGAUGUCUAUUGGCUUUGACAAGAACGAUUGUUUUUAUGCCUUACAAUAUUGUCAUGGUAACGUAGACGAGGCCGCAAUGUGGUUAACCAAACACGCCAAAAUCAUCUCCAAGAAAGAGAAAAAUUCUGACUUUGCCUUAACUGGUGUAGAGAUUAAAGCUACUAGUGUAUAUUUCUGUCUUAUUGAUGACUGCGGGGCUGACGUUCCAUUGGCUGAAAUUUCCAUUAAUGUGUUAUCAGUGUUAUCAUUGUUAUCAGUGUUAUCAGUGUUAUCAGUGUUAUCAUUGUUAUCAUUGUUAUCAUUGUUAUCAGUGUUAUCAUUGUUAUCAGUGUUAUCAUUGUUAUCAUUGUUAUCAGUGUUAUCAUUGUUAUCAGUGUUAUCAUUGUUAUCAGUGUUAUCAGUGUUAUCAGUGUUAUCAGUGUUAUCAUUGUUAUCAUUGUUAUCAGUGUUAUCAGUGUUAUCAGUGUUAUCAUUGUUAUCAGUGUUAUCAGUGUUAUCAUUGUUAUCAGUGUUAUCAGUGUUAUCAGUGUUAUCAUUGUUAUCAGUGUUAUCAGUGUUAUCAGUGUUAUCAUUGUUAUCAUUGUUAUCAUUGUUAUCAGUGUUAUCAGUGUUAUCAUUGUUAUCAGUGUUAUCAGUGUUAUCAGUGUUAUCAGUGUUAUCAGUGUUAUCAGUGUUAUCAGUGUUGGUGUUUAAUCUAGUCAGAAUAGAUAUCAGUCAAAACCAGGAGCCCAAUAUUGAAGGUAAAGCCAAGUUACAUAUUAUAGGUUCCUAUUAUAACAGGAACUUAUCAGGAUGGGAGCCAUUCUUAGAACCCUGGCCAUGUUAUAUUGAAUGGAAAUCAUACACAGAACCGAAAGAAAAACUGGCAGUUCAAGUUUCAUCCCCUGAUGUAUUGAACCUGAAUAUUACCAGUACACUGUUAAAACAAUAUAACGAAACGAAGGGAACAUGGACAGAAGAUUAUACCAAACAAACCUGUGAGGAAAAUGAAAAUGGUGAAAACGGGGGUCAAGUACCGAAACGUCGUUCACCGUUUAUACCGUAUAAAUUGAUCAAUAAGACAGGUUGUAAAAUACAGUUUACUACAGCUACUACCACCCCUACUAGUAGCCAGAAUGAAUCCCGACAAUUAGAUGACAGAAACAUUAGAGCUGAGAACUGGAACAAUGUUUUACCCGACCAGGAAGUUCCGUUUAAAUUUACUCGGAAAGAAAAGGCCAGACAUAAGAAAACUCAUGAAAUGUAUCACAACCAGCUGUUAAUAAAAAUCGACGGCUGGCAGAAACCAUCAGCUGUUUGUGUUGAUAAAGUAGGAAUUUAUUUCCGUCAUGCAGACGUCUCGAAAAGAUACUUAUCUCAGGCUGAUAUAACUAAAGAUUUUGAAGUUGGGAUUCAUCUGGAGAAUUUUGAGUCAUGUAGAGAAGUGAACAUACCACCCAAACUAUCUUAUAAAUAUCGUGUAAGAUUACGUCUCUAUGAUAAAUUAGAGAGACUAUUAGAAUUAACUAUGAGGAUACAGUCUGGACCUGGUGGAACUAUAGGGGAUAUCCAAGGUUCUUAUCUUCUAACAUUGUUUCUAGGAUAUCCUAGGUUCUUAUCUUCUAACAUUGAUUCUAGGAUAUCAAUCUGUGUGCGAUUGGGUAAAAAACACCACGGUGAUGAUUCUCUUCCACAAUGGUCUCAGAAACUGUCUUUAGAAAAUGGAGUAGGAACACGGCAACUACACGUGGUACCACGUCAGAUGAACCGCCCUGAUUGGUUAGUAGAUCUCCAGACUCAGGCGCGUCUCAGGUUGCUAUUAGAAAUACCCAAUACAAUUCAGGUGUAUAAUAUUGGAUAUCAGCUGACAAAAGGAAAAGGAAAGUUUCGUGAUACACAAGUUAUUUCUAUCGCUCCUAGAUACGAGGUGGACAACCAAUCAAAUUAUAAACUGGCUAUAGCACAACGACAUCUUAUCUCCUCCCAGAACAUUGACAGUGCCUUUUUAACAGCUUUACCGAAAUGUAAAUUACCGUAUCACUGGCCGAGGAUGGAUCUGGAUCAAUUAUUAUGUGUCCGGAUUAUGGAUCAUCCAUGUUGUUAUUGGUCUGGUGGAUUCUGUGUGGAUAAAAGUAAAUCAUUCCAUUUAAAUAUGAGGGAUGGUGAUGGUAAAUGUAUGUUAUUGAAAGUGGAGAUAAUUUGUCAAGGACCUACGUUUAUAAUUGUGCUGGUAGACGCUGACACCAUGCCACCUCCCUUCAGACUGGAUAACCAUUCUCCUAUUGCAGUCAAAUUUUACCAGAGUCAAGUUUCAGACCCACGGCUUCAGUCAGUUCUACAUCCCAAUACCUCAAAUUACAGUCAGUUUUACAUCCCAAUACCUCAAGUAAGUAUUAACACCAUCCUAGAUUACAGCCAGUUCUACAUCCCAAUACCUCAAUCAGUUUUACAUCCUAAUACCUCAAGUAAGUAUAUACACCAUCCUAGAUUACAGUCAGUUCUACAUCCCAAUACCUCAAGUAAGUAUAUACACCAUCCUAGAUUACAGUCAGUUUUACAUCCUAAUACCUCAAGUAAGUAUAUACACCAUCCUAGAUUACAGUCAGUUUUACAUCCUAAUACCUCAA
Lottia gigantea (owl limpet) is the source of this 10018-nucleotide messenger RNA. RefSeq lists its product as hypothetical. The transcript has 56 exons. Gene Ontology annotation, molecular function: protein binding. Gene Ontology annotation, cellular component: extrinsic component of membrane. The annotation marks the transcript as partial. Gene Ontology annotation, biological process: mitochondrion organization; protein targeting to vacuole; protein retention in Golgi apparatus. NCBI's taxonomy places the organism in Eukaryota, Metazoa, Mollusca, Gastropoda, Lottiidae. The record is from RefSeq and is a predicted model, not a curated record.